AUGUCAACCAUCGAAACCAGCGUGACCCGCCUCCUUGUGCUGACCAAACAUUUGCUCGAGAGCUUGACCCAAUGGGCACACCAGGAGGCCAGCGACAAAGUCGUCCUGGAUGCCUACGUCAAAUUGGGCAACGAUUUCCGCGCCGCGGUGCGCAGCUUCAGCGCCGCCCGCGUCGACAUAUCCGACUUGGGCGACGUUCCGCGGGCCCUCCGCAUCGUGCUAGAAUCGGCCCUCAGCGAGGAGCCCACCCAGCGAAACUUGGACAAGUUCCUUCCGAAGAUCCGCGGCAUCAUCGUGGCGCUUCUCCAGAGCUUGAAGAACAAACAGGCCCGUGCAAAAGAGCUUGCCGCCGACCUGAACAUGCCCCUGAACAUGAGCCACGACCACCUCCAGGACGAUCGCCCGGGUUCGGCCAUGCCAGCCAAGGCACACAUACUGCCCGGCGCGGCCCCCGAGCACAGCCGCUAUUCGCGUGCCGCGCAGCCGCGCGACCUGCUGCUGGCGUCCAGCGACGCGUUGGCCAAGCUCCAAAAGGGAAACGUGAUCCUGAGGCGCGCCUCCAAAAGGUUCAGCGCGUACCAAUUCGCCAAGCUCGCCAACCUCAGCGGCAGCCACAUGCUGAGGAUAUCCGCGGAGCUUCCCGUGCCGCAGCCCGGCGGAGCCACUGAGGCCGAAGACAUCCACGAGGCGACGUCUCAUUCGACGCCGCUCGGAAAGUCCGCCGAAGACGCGGGCCUGGCCGACUCUUACAUCUUCCUACGAAUCGGGGACAAAACGAAGAAGGUGCAGGUCCAGUUUCCCAUGACCAUGGCGUCGUUGCGCCUCUUGUUUGUGGAGAAGUUUGCCUACUCGCCCAAAACCGCAUCUUUCCCCGAGAUCUACGCCCUAGACCUUCGCACAAACGUGUCCUUCGAGCUCGAGGAGCACCGCGUGGAAGAGGAGGUCAAAACUGGCACGCUUCUCUUGCUCAAGGCGCCCACCGACCAGGAAGAGUCAUUGAGUAGCUUGGAAUCCUCUGUCCAUGUGUUGAAUUCUCGGAUGGACACUCUUUCGUCCGAGCUCGUCAAACAAAUCAAGGACGCCCUUGACUCUGCGCCCAUUUCGGCACACCUUCUGGCUUCACAGGUAUCUCAGCCGGCCACAGCGUCCACUGGCGAGGCUUCGAAAGAGCUCGAACAGCGCAAUGCAAUGUUGACCAAAGCGCUCAAGAACCUACAGCAAGAGUUUAAGGAUGUCUCCCAAAUUCUGCAGGCACGUGAUGCACAGGUCAAACAGUUGACGGCGGCCAUGCAGCACGAAAUUGGGAUGUUGAAAGAGGCUUGUCUCGAAGAAAGCUCGCCGGUCAAAAGCCGUUCUUUCAUGGAAGAAAGCUACACAAGGCUUUCCGAAGACUCGGACUCACUACUCACAAAGGUCGACGACUUGCAGGAUAUGAUGGAAGCUCUCCGAAAGGACGUUGCUCAGAGAGGCGUUCGUUUGGGCGCAAAGCAGUUGAAGUCCACACAGAAGGAAAUCUGCGCGGUCAAGCUGCAACUCUCGGAUCUCAUAGAAUACAUUCGUGACGGGAAGCCAUCCUGGAAGAAAAUAUGGGAGUCCGAGCUUGAUAAGGUGUGCGAAGAACAGCAAUUCUUCAAUUUGCAAGAUGACUUGACCCACGACUUGGAUGAAGACAUCAGGAAAAUUGAAGAGACAUUUGAGCUCAUAGAGAAGUGCAGUGUGCACCAAAGCAAACAAACCCCGAAGAAGAACGCGUUCGCUUCCCAGAUGGUGCUUCCUGGGCCCGGGGAGUCCAUGUACAAUCUACGGGAUGCCGUGCUUAGUGAAGUGUGUGCAUUGAAGCCUGAUCAUGAGAGUAGAUUGGAUGCAAUUGCUAAAGCAGAAAAGAUAAGGGAAAGGGAGAGACAGCUUCAGAGCUUAACUCAGUUCCAAGAAGAGCUUGGCGAUUUUGUGGACGAAAAGAAGUUGAAAAGCUCGGGCGGUAUUGAAGAUCUAGAGAAAAGACGCCAGCAGCAAGAUGCGGAGAAUUUGAAGAGUUCGUUUGGGGUCAUAUAA
Molecule: messenger RNA, 2052 nt
Organism: Metschnikowia bicuspidata var. bicuspidata NRRL YB-4993
Lineage: Eukaryota; Fungi; Ascomycota; Pichiomycetes; Serinales; Metschnikowiaceae
Gene: BUD6
Product: Bud6p
Exons: 2
Coding region: 1-2052 (683 amino acids)
Biological process (GO): establishment of cell polarity
Cellular component (GO): cell tip; cytoplasm
Molecular function (GO): cytoskeletal regulatory protein binding
Source: RefSeq, a predicted model, not a curated record